AUGGGAUAUUUACUAAACGAAGGCUCAAAAGAAGGAGAAUUUUCUAAAAACUAAUUUCCAAUAUUAUGGGGUGAUGAAAUUGAAGGUCAUAUAAUAAAGAUAAACCCUUAAACAAAACAGACUCACAUUCAAAUAGAAAAUUUUUCAAUAUUUUAAAAGAUCAACGAAAGCAACGAAGAAGAAACAGAAUUCCAUCUUUUACCUGAGUAUGGCGCUUGGAUGAUAGAAACAACUCCAAAAGAUCCUUAUUUUUCAAAAGGAAAUUGUGACCGCACAGUUGAAAAUAUGCGUUAAAGAACGAAAAUAUUAUAAUUAAAUUUAUAAGAAAAUGAGCAUUUAUUGUAUUCUCCUAUUGUUCCUUUUAUUGGAACUAACGAUUUUUUCGAUAAGAAAAACGAAAAAAGUCAUAUGAACGAUAUUACAUAAUCUUUAUUUAUAGAUGAUCGAAUUAUAAAUUAACAUCCAAGAUUUAUUACAUUAACAUAAAAUAUACGUUAACGUAGAAAAGAAAAAGUAUAAAUCAAGGUUCCUAUAUUUCCUGAUAUAAACACUUCUCUUGAUAUUUCUAGCUAAGAAGAACCCUUUCCUGGAUUUAUUUAUAUGGAUGCUAUGGCAUUUGGAAUGGGUUCAUCAUGUCUCUAAACAACCUUUAGUGCUAAAAAUUUAUCUCAUGCUCGUGUUUUAUAUGAUUAACUUGCAAUUAUAUCUCCUCUCUUUUUAGCCUUAACAGCCGGAUCACCUAUCUUUAAAGGCAAACUUGCAAAUGUAGACACUAGAUGGGAUAUAAUAGCUGCUUCUGUGGAUUGUAGAACUCCAGAAGAAAGAGAUAAGUAAUCAAAAAGUUAUAUACCAAAAAGCAGAUAUGGAUCCAUAUCUUUAUUUAUAAGUGAAGAAUAAAGAAACCUUUAAAUAUACAAUGAUUUAAACUUUCCUUUAAAUUAAUAAAUAAUGGAUUUUACAAAAUAAAAAGCCGAAGAAAUGUAAAUAUAAAUAGACCAAAGGAUGCUUUAACAUAUCGGAUUUUUAUUUAUCAGAGAUCCUCUUGUUGUUUUUGAAUAAAAAAUAGAAUAAGAUAAUUCUAAAUCAACGAGUCAUUUUGAAAGUAUACAAUCUACUAAUUGGAAUUCAGUUAGAAUAAAACCUCCUCCAGCAAUGGAUAGUAAAAUAGGAUGGAGAGUUGAAUUUAGAACAAUGGAAUGCUAAAUAACUGAUGAUGAAAAUGCAGCUUUUGCUUUAUUAAGUUCUAUUUUUGUUAGAUUAUUUUACCAAAACAAUCAAAUUAACUUUUAUAUGCCGAUUUCUAAAGUUGAUGAAAACUUUGAAAGAGCUAAAUUGCCUAAUGCCAUUAUAAAUUAAAAAUUUUGGUUUAGGACUAAUGUUUUUGAUGAUGGAGAACCUUUACUUUAGGAACUUUAUUUAAGGGAAAUCUUUUUUGGAAAAGAUGAUGUUUUCGAAGGUCUUUUCUUUAUUUCAGAAAGCAUAUGGGAAGAUUUCUUGAGCAAAGCCUAUAAAUAAAGUCAUUAGUAAUAUAAUAAAAAGUCCGCUUUUUAUAAAGUGUGGGACUUUGUAAAAGAAAAGACUUUUGGAAAAAGAAAAACACUAUCAAGUUGGAUUAGAGAUUUUGUAUAGAAUCAUCCUGCAUAUUAAAAAGAUAGUAUUAUUAAUUAGGAUGUCAAUUUUGACUUAGUUAAUACUAUUGUAGGAAUAACUUCUGGAAAUAUUAAAGAUGACUGCUUCAAACCUAUUUUUUGA
Molecule: messenger RNA, 1752 nt
Organism: Ichthyophthirius multifiliis
Lineage: Eukaryota; Ciliophora; Oligohymenophorea; Hymenostomatida
Exons: 2
Biological process (GO): glutathione biosynthetic process
Molecular function (GO): glutamate-cysteine ligase activity
Source: RefSeq, a predicted model, not a curated record